CAGCAAUCAUGUCACAGGAGUACGCACAGCAUGUGCUGAAGGUGGCCGUGGCCCAAAUAUGCCGCACCAUCGGAUGGCACUCAACCCACGCCUCGACGAUGGAUCUGCUGAUCGAUGUCACGCAGCAUUUCCUGCGCGAAAUAUCGCGCACCAUGCACCGGUACUGUGAGCUGUACAAUCGUACCGAGGCGAAUCUGGACGAUCUGGCACUCGCGUACAAAGAGAUCGGCAUCAAUCUGGACGAGCUGAUGGAGUACGUACAGUUUGUCGAUCCGAUCCCACUGCCGCUGGAAGUACCUCGAUUCCCGCUGCCGAAGGAGUCAAACCUAAACUUCCUGAAGCCGGGCAGCCGCGAAGUGCUAACGCGUCCGGUACACAUACCGGAAUACAUGCCACCGCUGAUGCUGGAAGCGGAAGAGGAUGGUAGUACCGAGAGGUCCGAGAACGAGAGCGAGAAGCGAAGCUUCCUGAACAAUGCUGCGUUAGCGAUCGCGGCAACGGUGGCUGCUACGAUGUCAUCGGAAGCUAGAGCACUGACCGAUCGAGGUGAAGAUGAGAGUGGAAUGUCAAGCGACGCCAAGGGAGGGCCGGAGACUACAGGUGUGGAAGAGGUGCCCAGCACAGGGGAGGGUGUAGAUGAUGGUUCUGGCUUACCACACGUCGUUAUAAACGAGGAAGUGGAAAUACCGAUGCAAACGAUCGAGCUGAAGGAACCAUCGGCUAGCGGUGGUGAUGAAGAAUCCGCUGCCUCCGUCUCCAAACGGCCCGAGAUUGCUGUUGUGAAGGAUAAACCAACCCAACCGGACGAAACGUCGACGCCGGUAGGUACCAAACCAGUCCUCACAGCGGAAGAGGGUCGUCCAACGCGCGAAAUUAGUAGCGUCAUCAUGACCACGUCGGGCUUCAUUUCACCGGCACGCGAAGGCAAGCUACCGGAAUCGCGCAUACCGAUCAUCCCGGAAGAACGUCCAAUACAACAACCGUCACCGGUGGUGCCCACUGUAUCACCGACGCUCACCACCGCCAGCCACUUGCCGACAGGAACCGCCUUACCGUCUGUUCCAGCCAGUGUUCCAUCACUUGCCGGCGCGGGUCCCGUAUCAUCGGUGGCACUAUUAGCAUCAGCGGCCGGAGGCUACUUCCCUAAGCCAACGACAUCUGACGGUAUAGCGGGCGGCAUUGCUGGGCUUCCGGCAGCCGUAGGUGCGACGGGUACUGCUACUAGUGGCGUACCGUCCGAUACAACUUCACCCCUGGUGCCGCCAAUGAAGCCACCGGGUGGAGAGAAACCGAUCAAAAAGGUAAAAAAGAAACCAACCGAUCGGGAGAAGAAGAAGACGAAUACUUCGAAGAAACCGGACAAGCAACACGCACCGGGCGAAAAGGGUACAGCAACAAUGGCGAAACUAUCGGUACCGUUGGACGUUCCUUUUGGGGCGAUGAUAACAAAGGAGCAAACCGAUUUCACUACACCAUUACCACCAGUACCAGACGCACUUGCUACCGGAAGACUUCCAGAAAAUCUAGCUGGCUUGAGCAAUCCGUUCGUUAAAAAUGGUAACCUAGGAAUGGAAGCGAAUGAAGCUACCAAACCGAUCGACAGUAGUUUACAACCUGGCGGUGUCGGGUUGAAUGUACCGCCGAACCUUUCCACCGGCAAACCAUCCAAACCCGCCAAGGUAAAGAAUCCGAAGGAAAAACCAGUUAAGAAGCGCAAAUCAGCAACACCGAAACCUCGACCAGUCCCAGCACCCGGGGAAAUGGUGAUCGAUGAUCCGGCGCUCCUGAACAGACCACCGUUGCCGUUGCAAAAUUUUCUCCCAUUCCCCAAACUGCCGAAACCGAAAAAGGCACCAAAAGCAUCGAAAAAAGCGGCCGCCCAACGUAUGCAGUUUGAUGCGGAACAACCACCACCGCUCAUUCCUGGUCCGCUUGGGCUCGGUUCGGCAUCGUUUAGCGGCCCGAUCAAAUCCAGCAUUUCCAUGUCAGAUUCUGGCUACUACGGGCUUUCGCCCAGCAGUAGUACCGGUGGCAUUGGGCCGUCCACAACGGCAGGCAUAUUGGUGCCACUGAAAAAGCCCCCGUUGAUGGGUCCGUUCAAGCAGGAAGACGCGUCUGAAUCCCAACAACCGUUCAUCGAUCAAGCGACACAGCUUAAUAUGUUGCAGAAGAUGCAUCCGAGUUUGGAAAUAACGGCAUCGCCGAGUUUCUCCUCCUCGCAGGAGGACGUGGAAAAACCGCUCACACCGGGUCGGAUGCUAUUUGAGGGAGGCCGAGGCAUGAAACCGGACACGACCACGAGCGAACGGGAUGUGAUUGUAAUCGAUGACGAUAAAUCGCCACCGCACGUGUCCGCCGUAUCGUCCACCAUGAUGACACCACCCACCACGAAGAAACAGCGCAAACAGCUGGCACACAGCAACGUUAAUACACCGCCCGGGAUGGGUUUUCAGGGAGUGACGGUGCCGUACGCAGCUGGGCCGGAUGGUGAGUUUCGUCCUGACGAAACGAGCCAUUAUUCGCCCCUGUCGUACGGUAUUCCGAAAACUCCCGAUAUCCGGCUGCAGUCUUCGUCCGCGUCGUCGACAACUUCCACUUGGUUGCCAGCAACGCCGAAAAAAGCAGCCGUUACCGGAAAUCUGUUUUCCGAGCUUGCCUCCAAAACACCGGAUGAAGCAGCGAGGCUUACGCUGCCUGGUGGCACCGGUGCUGGUGGUGCUGGUGCUUCUGGUGAGGGUGGCAAGAAGCCAAAGCGACCGAAACAGAAACCGAAACCCGAUUCAAAGGCGAUGGCGAAACUGGCGGAAGCGAACAAAAAGCUGGACGAAGCGGUUGCAGCUGUACAGAAGUUUGGCAACCCGAUACCCGGCAGUGGCCACCCGAAUCCAUUCUCGCUAUAUCCGGGCUCGCUGAAUCCGUUCGCGCCCGAUGCGAGCAUGUACAGCAAGUAUCUUAACCAGUCGCUGCAAACGGUUCCCGGGCUGCGAAAUCCGAUGCCAUUCGGUAUGUUUCCGCUACCGUCCGGUCCGGGUUUGAUACCGGACAAUCCACUUUUCCCUCGGUUGCCACCGACGUACCCAGGUCAACCGCGAGGCCCCGGUGGCUUUCAGCUGCCUCCGAACCCGUUCGGACUGCCGGGCAUUAACCCGAUGAAUCUGCUCCGCAUGCCAGGGCUUGCGAAUAGAAUGCCGGGUGGACCUGGAGGCAGCCAGCGCGACUUCCUGGACGAGCCGUUAGAUCCGGAAACGAAACUGGCCCAAACGCCACUGGAUCUGCAAAAGUCGACCUGCAACGUGGCACCGCUCGUGCCGCCAUCGCUGUUUCAAAGUGCGACCGAAGGUAUGGCGCUGGGAAGUACGAACGACCUGCUCAAUUUGUCCGUCAGCAAAUCGACGACCACUGCGUCCCCUAGUAAGGAUACGGUCACAACCACACAAACAACGUCCACCAGCAAAAAGGAACCACCGGUGGCGGCCUCAGUUGCUGCCAGUGGUGCUGGUGUUGGUGGUAGCAUUUUCAGCACGACCGGCGUAACAUCGACCGUGAAAGAUUCGUACAAGGAGGACCAAGUCGUAAUACUGCCGGCAGCCAGCGUGCUGCCCGGUGCUAGUCCCCCGCAACGGUCCAGCAUGUUGGUGGUGGACGUGGAAGAUUCCGACGACGGUAGCCAAUCGACAGUCGGCGGUAAGAGCAAGGACGGUAAGCGCAAGCAGAAAGAGCACAAAAAGGAUCGCAAGCUUAAGGAUGGCAAGAUAAAAAAGAAGAAGGAUAAAAAGGAUAAGAGCAAGAGUAAGGAUCGUGAGCGGGAGCAACAGCUGAAGGAACUGACGGCCGGUACGGCGACGUCGCCCGGCGUGAUGACGAUGGGCAUGAUCGGUGCAGAGGAAGCACUGAUGGAGCAACUACGCAAGGAGCGUAAGGAGAAGAAGGAAAAGCGCAAGGAAAAGAUAAAGAAGGAGAAGCGCAAGGAGAAGGAGCGUGGCAUGGUUGCGACUGGAAGCGGCGCUGGGGUCGGCCAGAUAUCGUCCUCGUCUGUCGGAUCAACUGGUGCCGGUCAACCGUCCGGUGACAUUGUGCCAAAGCUGAUGCUUAAAAUCGGUGGUUCCAAUGCCACACAAUCGCCUCGUUCGGAAACGCCCGACCAGCAGCUGUUCGGUGCAUCUGCUGCGGCCGCCAUGAGCGAUCCGAAGCGAGACGUUUCCCCGGAACUGGCGCGUAUUUCGGCCCUGGUAACACGCCCACCGAAGCUGAAAGCCGUGGGAAGUGGUUCGGCUGCCGGUAGCAGCAAGAGCAAGAAAGACGAGGCUGGUAAAAAUGUGCCCCCGAUGGGCUCACCGCUGUCAGGGCUGGCCGGUACAGAGCCAUCCAAACCGCACCAUGGCUUGGACGGUGACGAUACGUUCGGUGCUGGGAAGCAAUCGGGUAAAGCGAACCUUCCUGCGACUAGUGCAGUUAGCAGUAGCACAUCCGGGUACGCACAGUACACGAACUAUGCCACAACCGAUGAUAGUCCGACCGGGGCCGGUAGUUCCACCAGCCGGGGUUCGAAGGUAGCCCGGCUGGCGGAUAGUGCAGCAGACUCGACGGUGAAACCGUUUGCCGGCGGCGAAUCGUCCAAAAAGGCAACGAAGGAAUCGUCCAAGGGAUCGAAAUCGGUACACCAUCACCACCAUCAUCAUGCGAGCCAGGUGGACACGUACACCACCACGCCCGCCCAUAUGACGGAUGUGGACGGCAAUACGGUGUGGAUUUGUCCGGCGUGCGGCCGGGUGGAUGACGGUACACCGAUGAUUGGGUGUGAUGGGUGCGAUGCCUGGUAUCAUUGGGUGUGCGUCGGUAUACAGGUACCGCCGGAGGACAAUGAAGACUGGUACUGUCGGGUUUGCAUUGCCAAGAAGCAGGACUCGCACGCGGACGAGAAGCAGCGCAAGCGCAAGAAGAAGGACAAGAAGACGUCGAAGGAUUAAGUCGUAAGUA
Messenger RNA from Anopheles maculipalpis, 4977 nucleotides. It is a transcript of the gene Taf3, whose product is annotated as nascent polypeptide-associated complex subunit alpha, muscle-specific form. Gene Ontology annotation, molecular function: protein heterodimerization activity. The coding region runs from base 9 to 4967 and encodes 1652 amino acids. Gene Ontology annotation, cellular component: transcription factor TFIID complex. The record is from RefSeq and is a predicted model, not a curated record. Lineage: Eukaryota; Metazoa; Arthropoda; Insecta; Diptera; Culicidae. The transcript has a single exon.